Molecule: messenger RNA, 2324 nt
Organism: Prorocentrum cordatum
Lineage: Eukaryota; Dinophyceae; Prorocentrales; Prorocentraceae
Source: the annotation of a GenBank genome assembly
AGGCAGGGCCCCCCCCUUCCGCCGAAUGUCGAGACGCCGAGAAAGAAAGCGCUCACGUUCAGCCUCCUGGGGGCCCUCGCCGUGCCCCGGGGCCGUCGAACAUGGCUCAGGAUUGCGCGAGGGCGACGUCGAGGGGUUGGGAGUGGUCGCGCGGGAGCCGGCUUUCCAGAUGCCACCGCCACGGUUUGGGCGCGGAGUUCGCCAUCAUCGCGCGAGUCCCGACGGAGUGUUUGCAUUGGCAUUCCUCGCGGCGGCAAGCUGGCAGGUGCUGGCCCCACAGGCAUCCAGGCACCCAGCCAUGGUGACGUGCCACGGCUACCCGGAGAGGAUGUCCGACCACCCGCGGCAGCGUCGACCCCGUGUUGUGGCGUCUGCUCAGGCUCAUGAAGCGGUCAUCGUUGGAGUUGGCGCUUAUAUUCGCAACAGUCAGGUGGCUUUGAUGUUAUAUUAUCUCGAUCUCUAGUGUCAAAUCGGGCACGCGUCUCCAUGCAGGAGGAGUCGAUCGUAGUCGAGAAAAAGAAUAGGGUGACGAUGGUCCGUGCUCUUUCGGCUAUGUUUGAUUCCGUGUUGACAAUGUUCUAUUUUGUUUCCCAAGAUCCGCCUGUAGGAGGACAUGCCCGACCUCAGUCCAGUGGCCGGCGGCCCAUCCCGCAACCUGUGCUGGGGCCGUGGACGGAAGGCCCCUCUGCUGCUCAGGGGCCUCCUGGGGGCCUCCGGAGGCAUCGCAGGGGUCUGCUGGCGGUCUCGGAUGCCACCUGUGGGCGGAGGGCUCGAAAAGGUAUUUCGAACUCGUGGCCCCCUCCCUGGGCAAGCCUUGGGAGCCGCGCGACUCUACAGACUCUCCUGCCCUUGAACCUCUACGGCUUCUGAAUUCUUGGGCGCGCGGCUCUUUGGCUGCGACUUUGGGCUCUUUGGCGCGCUCUUUGGGCGGAGGGCUCCAAAAGUCGAAGAAGAAAAAACGCCAUAAACAUAAACUCUUGGCGCUCAGCGCGGAUUUCUUGGAUCCGCGCUGGGCCCACCCGGUGGCGCCUCCGGCGCCGCCCCUGGCGCGCGCAGAUCCAAGAAAUCCGCGCGGACCGUCGAAAGUUUGCGUGUAUGCCGUUUUUUGCUGUUCUUAAUAGGCAAUUCGAGUUCUCGGCGCCCCCCUGGGCAAGUCUUGGAAGCCGCUCGUGCCACAGGGAGCCCGAGGACACUCCGCUCCGUGCCUAGCGGCACGGAGGCGGAUUUGGUACCGCUGUGUUUGCCUUUGGUGCUGCGGUCACUGCUGGAGCGCGUGGAAUGAACUACCUUGGUAUGCUCAUCGUUGGAGUUUUUACAGCCGUUGGUGGCGGCACUCUCCGGGACGCGCUGUUAUUGCCUGGGGUGGUCGCAUCUCGGGGUGCAUUGGGAUGCUUCUGGUUAUGUGACACCACAUAUCUAACAAUUGCUCUGUGGGCAAGCGCUGCCGCAGUCGUUUUAUGGCCGCGCAUCACGCGAAAAAUGUUGCCAGAAGUUACCGCUGCCGGAAGUGUCGAGGCAGUUUUGCCAGGCUGGGCUUGGCUGGACCACCUGUCUUUGGGCACGUUUGCGGUGAUGGGCGCACGUGCGGGCCUGCUGGCCAACACGGCCCUGCUGGGCGCAGUCCUCUGUGGAGGGAUGACCGCGUGCGGCGGCGGGGUGGUCCGUGACGUGCUGACGGGGAGGCCGCCGCGCGUGCUCCACUCGAGCGCGGAGAUGUACCUGACGCCGGCGUUCCUCGGUGCCGCGGCGUGCGCGGGGGUGACGAUCGUAGCUGCGCGCCGCAUACCCGCCGGGUGCCAGAUGGGAGCCGUGCUGGAGCCCGUUGCCGCCGUUCUGGGUGUGCUCGUCACGGUGGUCGGCCGCGCGGCAGCAGUGCGCUGGGACUGGCGGGUGCCAACCAUGGGUGGGUCAAGAUGAUGGCGUUUGCAGUGGGAUUGGCGGUUGCUGGCGCUGCUGGGGUUGAUUCGGGGAUGAGCCAGACUGGAUUGGGGACGGGAGCAUGGGCAUGAAAUGAUGCUCACAACCGCCACCGCACAUAGCAUAGUGGACAUGAUUCGGUGUAAACUCGCGAGGUUGAGACGCUCAGCCAAAUGUGUACAUCAUGUUUCGGACUAAAGCCUGCAUCCAUGAGUGUACAUAGGUGUGGUUCCCAUUGGAUUCCCAUGGCCCCACCGCAGUCUCAAGCAGCUAGCUGCUGCACCGCUUGCUUCCGAUUGUCGCGACAACAUCUGCGGAGUCAGAAUGAUGAGUUUCUGAACGCCUGGGGUGUGCUUGUGGUGCCAAACCCGAAGACCGAUGGCGAAGGCACGGCGGAAGGACCCACA